AUGGACCCGAAGACAGGGGUGCUGGCCACUUCUUCUCUCCCAGGAGACGCCAGCCAAUUCGACAGGGGCGAUGUAGCGUUCAUCAUCAUUGCAGGCGCGAUGGUAUCUUUCAUGAUCCCCGGCCUUGCCUUUCUGUACUCGGGACUGGCCAGACGAAAGUCCGCGCUCACGCUCGUGUGGGCGGUCGCAGCAAGCAAUGCAGUCACCAUCUUUCAAUGGUACUUCUGGGGCUACUCCCUUGCGCUCUCUCGGUCAGCGACAAACGGCUAUAUAGGAAACCUGCGCCAUUUUGGCCUUCGCAAAGUACUCGCGGAGCCUUCUCCUGGUUCCCCCCUCAUCCCGGAGUUGCUGUACUCGUUUUAUCAGAUGGAGUUUGCUUGCGUAACUGUGGCGAUCCUAAUGGGCGGGAUAGCGGAGCGUGGUCGGGUUUUCCCUGCGAUGGUUUUCACGUUCGUGUGGAUGACACUCGUGUAUUGCCCGCUUGCUUGCUGGGCUUGGGGAGCCAAUGGAUGGGCAUUUAAGUGGGGAGUGAUGGACUAUGCAGGCGGAGGGCCUGUUGAGAUCGGUAGCGGAAUCGGCGGUCUAGCGUAUGCUUGGGCCCUCGGCCGACGGACCGAAAAAGAACUAAUCAACUUCCGCCCACACAACGUCACUAAUGUCGGUCUCGGUACUUUCAUCCUCUGGUUCGGCUGGAUCGCAUUCAAUGGUGGCAGCGCGUUCGGCGCAAAUCUGCGUGCUGUCAUGGCUACUUGGAAUUCCAUGGUCGCCGCUGCCUUUGGCGGGAUGACUUGGUGUUUGCUUGAUUACCGCAUUGGCAGGAGAUGGACUAUGGUUGGAUUUUGUUCCGGCACUAUUGCCGGUCUGGUUGCCGCAACACCAUCUUCUGGGUUCAUCCACCCAUGGGCUUCGUUAAUUCUAGGUGUUGUUGCUGGCGCAAUAUGUAACUUCGCCACAAAAAUUAAGUUCUUGGUCGGGAUCGACGACGCGCUGGAUCUUUUCGCUGAGCACGCCGUUGGAGGGAUCCUUGGUCUCUUGUUUAACGCACUGUUCGCCGAUACGGAAGUCAUUGCCCUCGACGGCGUCAAUCUUGAAGUAGCAGGCGGCUGGAUCGACCAUAAUUGGAAGCAACUAUACAUCCAAGUCGCUUACAUCUGUGCGACUUGCGCGUAUACGUUUGUCAUGACGGCCCUCCUCGCAAAGGGAAUCGACAUCAUCCCUGGGUUGAAGCUCAGGAACGACGCAAAGGGCGAGGAACUUGGCAUGGACGAGGUUGAGAUAGGAGAGUUUGCGACUGAUUAUGUCGAGGCUCGCCGCGACUACUUGUCCUGGUACACACCUCAACCUUCAACGGACACUAAAGAGGAAGUGGAUCAACAUGUUCAACAUGUCACAGCAGGGGAUCGUCACGGUCGUCCUGACCUUGAUGGAGUGUUCACCAACGGAAACGGUCGUCUAUCAUCGAUAGCUGAAAAAGAGGCAGCAUGA
Molecule: messenger RNA, 1485 nt
Organism: Pleurotus ostreatus (oyster mushroom)
Lineage: Eukaryota; Fungi; Basidiomycota; Agaricomycetes; Agaricales; Pleurotaceae
Exons: 7
Coding region: 1-1485 (494 amino acids)
Biological process (GO): ammonium transmembrane transport
Cellular component (GO): plasma membrane
Molecular function (GO): ammonium channel activity
Source: RefSeq, a predicted model, not a curated record